Contarinia nasturtii (swede midge) is the source of this 1294-nucleotide messenger RNA. Its product is annotated as S-methyl-5'-thioadenosine phosphorylase. Gene Ontology annotation, biological process: nucleoside metabolic process. The transcript is spliced from 5 exons. The record is from RefSeq and is a predicted model, not a curated record. Bases 234 to 1073 code for a protein of 279 amino acids. Lineage: Eukaryota; Metazoa; Arthropoda; Insecta; Diptera; Cecidomyiidae. Gene Ontology annotation, cellular component: cytosol. Gene Ontology annotation, molecular function: S-methyl-5-thioadenosine phosphorylase activity.
UUAUAUUUUUAGAUAUUGAAUGUGAAUGAGUCGGCGUGUGAACGAGACAUACAUUUCAUGCGAAAUGUCAAUGGAUACAAUGUCAUUUUUGUAUUGGUGAAUUGGAAUAAUAAUCAUAAUCAGGGAAAAAAACGCCAAAAAGGUAUUAUUGCUUAUCAGUAUAAAAAGUUCGAGGUGGUUCGAUUGAUUGGUUUUUGAUAAAGAAACAAAAGGAAUUCAACAGUCAGUGAAAAAUGUCAGACAUUAAAAUAAAAGUUGGAAUUAUCGGCGGUUCUGGUCUAGAUGAUCCGGAAAUUUUGGAUGAAAGACGUGAAAUUUAUCGUGAAACACCAUAUGGAGCACCGUCGGAUGUUUUGGUUGAAGGUAAAAUCAAUGGCGUUGAAUGUGUUUUGUUGGCGCGACAUGGUCGCAAACAUUCAAUUAUGCCAUCAAACAUUAACUACAGAGCAAACAUUUGGGCAUUGAAAAAUGUUGGUUGCACACACAUAAUCGUAUCGACAGCGACCGGUUCGCUGCAAGAGGAUAUCAAACCCGGUGAUAUCGUCAUUCUCGAUAAUUUCAUUGAUCGCACCACAAAACGUAAUCAAACAUUUUAUGAUGGUAAAGAAUUGUCGCCAUUUGGCGUUUGCCAUUUACCAAUGGAACCAGCAUUUUGCGAAAAAACCCGCGAUGUUAUCAUUCAAACAGCAUGCGAUUUGGGUAUACCGGUGCACGAGCGUGGUACAGUGAUUACAAUUGAAGGUCCAAGGUUUUCAAGCAAAGCUGAAAGUUUAAUGUUCAAGCAGUGGGGUGCUCAAUUGGUGAAUAUGACAACCGUGCCCGAAGUUGUAUUAGCCAAAGAAGCCGGUUUAUGCUACGGCGCCAUUGCAAUGGCCACCGACUAUGAUUGCUGGAGAUCGCACGGCACCAAAGUCUGUGUAAACGAUGUGCUUGCCAUGUUCAAAUCAAACGUGAGCAAAGUAACACAAUUACUUCUUCAAACUGUUGUAAAUAUCGCCAAGGAGGAUUGGACUGAAACAAUUAACGAACUAAGCAAAACGACUGUGGAAAGUGUGAUGCUACCUCAUAACUAAGAGAUCACCUCAAUUGUGUGUGUGUGUCCAAUAUAAAAUACUAAACGCAACAACAUCCAAAUUACAUUUUGCCGCUAUAAGCAUGAUAAUCAUACAACGAUUGAUUGUCACAUUCCUAAUUUAUUCUUAUUUAUCCUUACGGAGCAUGCCAAAUCAGACAUUGUAUGAAUUUUAAAAGUAAAACUCCAGUAAAAUAUGAGAAAAAUGAAUGACAACAAACA